AUGGAAACGUCGGAUAUCCAGCUGCAGCAGCCCUUGCGAGCUUCCAAGAUGAGCCGCCUUCCUGGGCCGACCCUUCACCUAGGGCUGGUAGAGUUGUCCGACUCGCAACACAACGCUAGAGUGCAGUCUUGCAUCCCAGCUCCCCCCGGGGCGAAACCCGCUCUCAAGCGCGAGAUUCCUCAGCCAGCACAUCAGCCUGAUGCGAAACGCAAGCCCUUGGCCGACCGAGCCGCCGAAUAUUCUGUGCCGCCACCAGCAUCCGCCGCCACGCUCAGCACCAUCAAGGGACAAGCACUGACCCAGCUUAAGCGACCAAGCCGACCGACAGCAAACCCCCCUCCUGCGCCGGCAAGCAGCUUCACAAAGAGCUUUGGACCAGGGAAGCACCAGGCCGACAGGUCCCAUCCUCCGCCAUCGCGCUCCUCUCAUCUGAGGUCCAGGAGUCAAGCCACCCGUCCCCGAACUGCCAAUGGCCAUCGACCGGACGAUCGUUUCGAUGAGCCCGCCAGCCAUGCUUGGGACGUCGACGGGAAAAUGGACAGCAUGGAAUCGCAAUUCAAGGAGCUCAAGGACAUCAUGAGCGCCACGCUUACCGAACGUAGGGGACACGAGGAUGCCCUUGAACUAGCCAAAGCCAGAGUGUCGGAGCUCGAAGACCACCGCAAACGACUGGAGGAGCAAAACGAGACGUUGAAAGCAGACCUCGGCGCAGCCAGGGACGAGGAGCGGCGUAUGCGCUAUGAGCUAGAAAAGGUUACGUGGCAGCAAAGUCGGGAAAUCGAAGACAUGAACAGGCGGCACAGGGAAACUGUCGACGAUCUUUCGAGGCAGCAUAGAAAAGCCAUGGACGAACUAAGCCGGGAACUGGACCAGUUAAAGGACGACGAGGCCAAGGAGCACCAGGCGCGUCUAGACGGCCUCGCUCGACACUACCAGCAGGAGCUGGAGGAUGAGCGCCACAAGAGGGACCGCGAAAUCCAGGACUUGAGGUCCCGCAUGGGAAAUGAGCAGCAAGAUUUGCAUCUCGAGCUGCAACGCAAGGACCGGCAACUUGGCGACGCACGAUCAGAAUCCGACGGCCUCAAAGGUCAUCUCGAACGUGAGAGGCAGCUCAAGUCUUGCCUCCAGACCAGCAUUGCUGAGCUCUCCGCGUCAAACACCACGCUCGAAGCCAAAAUCAACUCGCUUCGGUCGCAACUCGAGUUCCUGGAAUCCGACAGCAAGGCCCAGUCGGACUCGUUUUCCAACAUGGAGGGGCGACUUCAGGAAGCUCUGGCCGCCGCGGACGAGGCUCGUCAGAAACUGAUCAAGGAAGAAACCGAGAGACGGGUGCUGUUCAACAAGUACCAGGAGCUCAGGGGCAACAUUCGAGUCAUGUGCCGGGUGCGGCCCGCAAGCGCCGAUGAGCGAUGCCGACAAGCCGGCAUCUCGUUUCCCGACGACAAGACGUCGGCGGAAAUUGUUCUGGCCGGACCAGAAGAGAGGAACAGUCUGGGCGCCGUCUCGAGAAAGAACUACCCCUUUGAGUUUGAUCGCGUCUUCCCCCCGGCCGUUGAGAACGAAGAGAUAUUUGGGGAGAUAGCGCAGCUCGUGCAAAGCGCUCUGGAUGGCUACAACGUGUGCAUCUUUUGCUACGGUCAGACGGGGUCGGGAAAGACGUACACCAUGUCCUCCAAGGACGGCAUGAUCCCCAGGGCCACACACAUGAUUUACGACACCAUGACCAAGCUCGAGGAAAAGUCGUGGGAAUACACCAUGGAAGGUUCUUUUGUCGAGGUCUACAACGAGGAGCUGAACGACCUCUUGGCUCCCAAUGACCGCGCCGGAGACGCGAGGUCAAGGAAGCUCGAGAUCCGUCACGACGAGUCGCGCAAGCAAACGACGAUCCUCAACUGCAGGACGGUACAGCUCAACUCGGCUCCCAGCGUCGAGCGAAUCCUGCAAGAGGCCCAGAGGAACCGCUCGGUAGCCGCCACCAAGGCCAACGAGCGAUCCUCGAGGUCCCAUAGCGUCUUCAUCCUCAAGCUUGUUGGCGAGAACGCGGCGACCGGAGAGCGUUGCGAGGGGACGCUGAACCUGGUCGACUUGGCCGGGUCUGAGCGGCUGAAGCAUUCGGAAGCAGAGGGCGAGCGGAUGAGGGAAACCCAAAACAUCAACAGGAGCCUGAGCUGCCUCGGGGACGUGAUUGAGGCAUUGGGCCGGGGCUCUGGCCACAUCCCGUACCGGAAUUCCAAGCUCACGCAUCUGCUCCAGUAUAGCUUGGGCGGCAACAGCAAGACGCUCAUGUUUGUCAUGGUGUCCCCGUUGGAGACUCACCUCAAGGAAACGUUGACCAGCCUGCGGUUUGCGACCAAGGUGCACAACACGCACAUUGGCACCGCCAAGGCGGCCAAGAGGAUCAGGGCGCCGGAAUGA
Molecule: messenger RNA, 2415 nt
Organism: Ustilaginoidea virens
Lineage: Eukaryota; Fungi; Ascomycota; Sordariomycetes; Hypocreales; Clavicipitaceae
Exons: 7
Coding region: 1-2415 (804 amino acids)
Biological process (GO): microtubule-based movement
Molecular function (GO): microtubule binding; microtubule motor activity; ATP binding
Source: RefSeq, a predicted model, not a curated record